This is a messenger RNA of Fasciola hepatica (liver fluke), 3855 nucleotides long. The record is from the annotation of a GenBank genome assembly. Lineage: Eukaryota; Metazoa; Platyhelminthes; Trematoda; Plagiorchiida; Fasciolidae.
AUGUUGCAAAUCAAUUGGAUUUGGAAUGCCAACUGUCAACAACCCAAAUCACGAUCUCCGUUAAUCGGACUGCACCACGCUAGGAACACGGGAUCCAAUCAUGAAGAUGAGGAAUGCAGAUCAGUUUUAAACGACGAAAUUGGAGGGAUUGACAGUUGUGUUCGACAUACAAAUGCAGACAAAAUGAACGACCAUUUGUCAGAUACUACCUGUAAUACGGAAACUCUAUUAAAACACCAAACAAGACAGGCCAUUUUGGAUGCCAGUGACCAAGUCUCGAUUGGCCUACAAAGUCGAGUGAACCAACCAGGAUCAAAAAAACGCCGUUUCACCGAUAGUCCUUCGGAGGAGACGAGUUCUACCGAUCCAUCAAACGAGCAGCCUACUACCAGUUCAGAUUCUGAGUGUGCGAAACGAGUUUGUCUUGAUAACGAUGAGCCGUACCGACAAAAUGAAACUCACAUUUGGAAACCCGAGCUGGUUGAGUACUGGGUUGCUGUUGAUCUGGUUACCGCUGGGCGACAGGGUUCCGAUCAGGGACGUGACCAGGCUCCAAUAGUUCAGUUUAUUUUGGCACUGGGUCACUUUAAAAGCAAAACAGUCAAGGAUCGUUUGCUGGUAAAUGUCUAUUCCACCAGUUACAUUAACCAGGUCAGCUGUACAGCUGAAACCCAAUCGACCAAUGGGGACGAUCCAAAGAGUAUAACACAUCCGUCAACACUUACAACUCACCCCAAAAUGAACUUUAUAAGGAAUCCAAAUAGUCCCGUACAAUUACUAGAGGAGCAUGAAUCGCAGUCGAAAGAUUUCCCCCUCCUGAAUGGUUCCGUACCGUUGACUACAGAGGCAGCCGAGUGUGUGACACGAAAUUGCCAAUCAAAUAUCCAAAGAGCUGCUUCGACGAGCUUUGAAGAUGCCCUUGACAAAAUCGAAAAGUGGAUAACUUCUCAGGGAGUCCAGAUUGGUGAUUCUCCUACAGACAGCUCAGUCAUUCUCAUAACGGAUGGGCACAAAGCCCCACGAAACGUGCUUCACCCAGAAGCCGCUUAUCGCGGACUAGAUCAUGAACGACUGGGCCGUUCGCCUUGGGGAUCGUAUGUGGAUUUGAUCAGUUGGUGCAAACAAGCUCCAUCUUUCGACUCAAAUCCGAGAACAUCUAUCAGUACCCUCGCGGAUGUAACUGAAGCUCUUCAACUGAAUCUGGAUUCCUGCUCCAAUACGGGCAGUGCUUUGACAAAGCUAGACCAAAUGGUCGCUGUCAUCCAGAAGAUGAUUGAAAUCAAUAUCCCUUUGUGUGAACCGCAAAUCAUAAGGAAUCAAUAUGAACAUCGAGUCUUUUCCAAAAAUAUAUCACUCAAAGACAGUCAAGUGGUUGAAGUUCGACAAGUCCCUUGGAGUGCAACCCCGUCCAUCAUUGCCGGUUUCUUUGCCGGUUUGAAUAUCAUACCAGGUGGGGUGGCCAUCCGUCUGACAGAUGGAAGACGAAGCAACACCGCCAUAGUUGCAUUCUCGUCUGUCUUAAAUGCCCAGUUGGCUUUGGUGCGUCAUCAGCACCAGCUUUGUGGGGCGCUGCUUCCUGAAACACUCUCCGAAUCAGCAGACAAACCAACUGGGAGGGACCAACUUACCCAGCCCACUGCUACCUCAAAGCCUGUAAUGCUUCAGGUUUACUCGGCAACUAGUCGGGAGUUUAUUCAAUGCGCUGGAUGUGAUCAGUCAGCUGUAGUGGAUUUUCUCAGCCAGCUCACUAACGGCGAACAAGUUGUGGUUCGUGUUCGUGGCCUGCCCUAUACGGUGACAAAAAAACAAAUCGCAUUCUAUCGAUCGCCUAUAUAUUACCAUCACUACUACUCUGAAGGCCACACGGGUAAACUUGAUUUCUUCCUCGCCGUUCAAGCUACUGUGCUGUUCGAUUGCCAAGGUAUCUAUCUGGUUGCCUAUCCUGACAGAAGACCGACCGGUGACGCAUUCGUUCUUUUCCCGGACGACAAAACUGCAACGAAAGCCUUGGUCCGUCACAAAGACUACCUGGGUGAUCGCUACGUGGAACUGUUUAAAGCUUCCCCCUCCGAAAUGGUUCAGGUCUGCCAUAAUGUCUCGCAACAGACGCAUAACUCAAACAAAGUACAGAACAAUCUUUUGGACGCACAGGCUAGAUCUCGGACUAAUGUAAAUCCACUCACUUUGAACACGAUGCUCUCCACAAUUGCACCGUAUCUGACGCGCGAACAACAAAUUGCUUUGGCACUAAAGAACCUUCGGCCUGGAUUAUCUAUCACCCCCUUGCAAAACGUUCCUAUUGGAGCUAGAGUCCUGCCCUCCAGCGUAUUUUCUGCAGGCGACAUCCACUCAGCAAUAACUGAUACACACCUUCCAGAGACCACCCUGGACCAACUGACAAUGAUCAAUAGUCUGGGUGUGAACCAAACGGGAUUGACUCCAUUCACAUUUAGUCUCCCUCGGCAUGUGCCCGCUCUGACCACUCUGUCUCCCGUUUCACCCACCCUGUCCGGGUUGAGAGUAAAGCCAGCCAAGGAACCGGUUAUUAAGGAUCCAACUGAUCCCACUGAUCCAGAUUGUACUUUUGCUCGACCUUGGCCAGAGCAAGGCGUUACCGCAGUACUAGAACUGAGCUCAUUACCCCUGGAGACCUCAAGACAUGACGUGAGAUUGUAUCUUGGACCGGCUAACUACUCCAAAGUCUAUAGGAUGUUACGAAAGGAGAUGGCGGAAAAUCAAACCACAUCCACCUGGCUUCUAUCGUUGAUCGACACCACGACGGCCGUUCAUUUGGUCCGUGACCUGGUCAAUAGGACUUUCAGUUUGGGCACAAUGACCGGUCUGUCCAGUCAGGUAAAGGUGUUUCCGAAUGUGCCAACUUUCACCUUGUAUCACGUCGGUCCAGAAAAGCAGUUAGAACUGAUUCCACUGGAAGACCCCAGCUUUGGCAUUCCGUUCAAUAGAAUUCACAUUAUUCCUGGCACUCUGGAACAGCCAUGCAAGCCGCAGUCGUUACAACCGGUACUGAGGAAGACACAAAAUCAGCAACAGCAACGACAACAACAGCAACAACAACAACCAUUACCAACAACCCAUUCAUCAAUGCCGACUGCAUCGUUUCUUACAAGACACGACGGGAAUCUACAGGCUGCAAUGGCCAACCUUGCCUCCAACCCGCUGGUUGCGAACAGCACAAACUCCGUGCCUACGGACCCCAUUUAUAACCAAUUACUUCAAGCUCUGGCUUUUCAGACACCGAUGCCCAUUAUCAAGUCGCCGGGUUGUCAAAUGGGUGCUUCAGGAGCAAUGACUACUGCCACAGGUCUGCCAGUUUCCAUCGCCUCCCUGAACAAUCCAUCCACACAAAUGCUCAGCAGUACAGGCAACUCAUUGUUACCAAUUCCAACAGCUCCACUUUGCAGUUUGAGCGAUUUGACAGCAUUUGUGAAUAAUGCCAUGGCUCACAAUUGUCCUUCAUCAAGUUCAAGUGUAAAUGCUUGUCUAGUCAUGAUUACUGGUGCCCCUUCGGAUGCCACCACCGAGGAACUGCGCUCUUUGUUUCACUCAAUAGGGCAUCUGUUAUCGACACCACCAAGAUUCUCUUUGCAUCAGAACCAUCCGAAUGGGACAGCAAACUUUCUGGCCUUGUUCAACAGUCCUCUGGAAGCACAAGCAGCAGCUUUGUAUUGUCCCAGUGGUACUCUACGGAAUAAUCAAUACACCGUCGGGACCGCAUGUCUUGUGCCGCCCGGAGCUUUCCUUGAUAUAAAUGGAACAGUACAAUGCAAUACAUCCGGCCCCAAUUUGGUGUUCAAUCCGCUGACGAUGACCAAUUCCAAUCUUUUCUUUAAUUAA